AUGUCAAAUUUUUCUAAAUUUGAUGAUUUUGUUCUUGUAAAUCAAUUAUGCAGGAAUGAACUUAUUCAUAUUCUAGAAUCUAUAGAAGGUACAAAAGAUUUAGUCAUUGAGGCUAAUCUUAUUCGACCAAUUGAUAAAAUUGCAUCAAUGUCAAUGUUACAACGGCAUAAUGUUGGAAGAGUACAACAAUUAUCUGAUUCUCAUUCAAUUACAUGGUUAAAUUAUGACAAUAGAUGUUUUAUUAUUCCACCAAAUAUAAAAAUAUUAAGACGUGUAUGUGAUUUUAUUAAAGCAGAACCAACAAUACCAUUUUCAAUUAUAUUUGUACCAAGAUUAACAUUAACAUGUGAAACAGAAUUAGAAAAAAAUGGAUUAUAUGGAAUUGUAAAAACAUUUGACUUUGAGAUACCAUUUAUAUCAAUAGAGACAGAUUUAUUUUCAAUGGAAAUAACAGAUAAUAUUUGUAAUCCAUUAUUAAUAGCUAAAAAUAUUAUUCAUAUACAAUCAUUAUAUGGUACAUUUCCAGUUAUACAUUCAUUAGGUGGAAGUGCUUUAGAGGUACAAAAAUUAUUAAAAAAUUAUCAUAAAAUAUAUCCUGAAUAUGUUAUACCAUCUUCUAUUGAUACAACUUUUCAAAGUUUAUUAAUAUUUGAUAGAUAUUGUGAUAUUGUUCCUGUUUUAUUAACUUCAUCAACAUAUGAAUCUCUAUUACAUAAUACAUUUGGUAUAUCAUGUGGUAAAAUAUGUUUUGGAAAAAAAUUAGAUAACAAAUUAAAAAAUUCUGAAAUAUUAAAAGGUAAAUCUAUUGCUCUUAAUAAUUCAGAUACAAUAUUUGCCACAGUUAGAAAUAAACAUAUAUCUGAUGUUUUUCCCUAUUUCUCUGCAAAAGCUAAACAUAUAAAAUGUUCAUUUGAUAAAAUUUCAAAAACGAAUCAGGUUGCUGAAGUUAAAAAAUUUGUAUCUAAUGAGUUGGCAUCUUUAAAAACAUUACAAAAACAAUUAGAAAUGCAUAUAUCUGCCUCUGAAUUAAUUUUAGAUGAAAAUAAAGGUAUUAAAGAGAGAUUAUCAUUUGAGCAAUCAUUACUACUAGAAGAGUGUGAUUUAGAAUUACUUAUUGAGUAUAUUGAAGAAGGAAUGUUAAAACGUACUAAUUUUGAACAAAUUCUUUUAUUGAUGUCAUUAGCAUCAAUCUGUCAAAAUGGUAUCCCAUCAAAAUAUUUUUUACAAUUUAAAAAUAAAUUUUUAAGAGCUUAUGGUUAUGAAUAUCUACCAUUGUUGCAUAGUUUGCAACAAAAUAAUAUACUUUAUGAAAAGUCACAUAUCACAUUACCAACAUUAAGUCAGGUAUCUCAAUUUGCUAAUCAAAAACCAAAAGUGCCAUUAACUAAUAUAUUUAAAAUUUUUAAUUUAACAAAUGAUAAAAAUAAAACAAAUGGUAAAACAGAAAGUCAACCUCAACCAAAUUAUGUUUUUAAUGGAAUAUAUACUCCAUUAAUUAUUCCCAUAUUAAAAGAAAUCUUCCUUUAUCAAACAUUACCAUUAGAAAAAUUAAAAAAAAUUUUUAAUAAUCAACAUAUAAUGAGUACAACAUCAAAAGAUAUAAAUAUAAAUUCAACAACAAAAAUGUCUUAUAAUACAUCUAAUUCAAAGAAUUUAGAUUCAAAAAAUAAACCAAUUGUUGUGUAUUUUUUAUCAGGAGUAACUUAUGCUGAAAUUGCUGCUAUCCGAUACCUUGGUAACCAACUUCAGACAAAAUUCAUAAUUAUAUCAACACACAUAAUUUCUCGUGAAAAUUUUAUUACACAGUUUGCACGUUAUUUAUUACCAACAAAUUUAGAUACAUCGUUAUACGAUUAA
Molecule: messenger RNA, 1857 nt
Organism: Strongyloides ratti
Lineage: Eukaryota; Metazoa; Nematoda; Chromadorea; Rhabditida; Strongyloididae
Product: Vacuolar protein sorting-associated protein 33B
Exons: 1
Coding region: 1-1857 (618 amino acids)
Biological process (GO): vesicle-mediated transport; intracellular protein transport
Cellular component (GO): CORVET complex; lysosome
Source: RefSeq, a predicted model, not a curated record